Molecule: messenger RNA, 9738 nt
Organism: Mirounga angustirostris (Northern elephant seal)
Lineage: Eukaryota; Metazoa; Chordata; Mammalia; Carnivora; Phocidae
Gene: MAPKAP1
Product: MAPK associated protein 1
Exons: 11
Coding region: 324-1790 (488 amino acids)
Biological process (GO): TORC2 signaling
Cellular component (GO): cytoplasm; TORC2 complex; plasma membrane
Molecular function (GO): phosphatidylinositol-4,5-bisphosphate binding
Source: RefSeq, a predicted model, not a curated record
AGGGUGCGGUUCCGGGUCGUGGCGCGGCUCGGGGCAACGGGGCUGCUGCUCGGCCGGCCGGCGGCGGCGAGCGGUGGGGGCAUGAGGGCGAGCCGGGAAAACGGCAGUUGAGCCGGCGGGGAGGAGCGCCAGUGCCCGAGGAUUCCGAGAGUGCGGAGCUCGGGGCAGGGGCCGGGAGGCGCGGGGAAGCUGGGCCCUUCCCUCAGGAACGUGUCCCGGGGCCGAGCCGGCCCGUAGUGUGGCAGCAGCUUCAGGGAGGUGAGCACGUGAAACAAUAUGAAGAGGAGAAAAUAGCCUUUUAAGGAAAUUGGCCCACAGAAAGGAUGGCCUUCUUGGACAAUCCAACUAUCAUUCUAGCUCAUAUUCGACAGUCACAUGUGACCAGUGAUGACACAGGAAUGUGUGAGAUGGUUCUCAUUGAUCAUGAUGUUGACCUAGAGAAGAUUCAUCCUCCUUCAAUGCCUGGAGACAGUGGGUCAGAAAUUCAGGGAAGCAAUGGCGAGACUCAAGGCUAUGUAUAUGCCCAGUCAGUCGAUAUUACCUCAAGUUGGGACUUUGGUAUUAGAAGACGCUCAAAUACAGCUCAAAGAUUAGAACGACUCCGAAAAGAGAGACAAAACCAGAUCAAAUGCAAAAAUAUUCAGUGGAAAGAAAGAAAUUCUAAGCAAUCAGCUCAGGAGUUAAAGUCACUGUUUGAAAAAAAGUCCCUCAAAGAGAAACCUCCAAGUUCUGGAAGGCAGUCAAUAUUAUCUGUACGACUAGAGCAGUGCCCUCUGCAGCUGAAUAACCCAUUUAACGAGUAUUCCAAGUUUGAUGGCAAGGGUCAUGUAGGCACAACAGCAACCAAGAAGAUCGACGUCUACCUCCCCCUGCAUUCGAGCCAGGACAGACUGCUGCCAAUGACCGUGGUGACAAUGGCCAGCGCCAGGGUGCAGGACCUGAUCGGACUCAUCUGCUGGCAAUACACAAGUGAAGGACGGGAGCCGAAGCUCAAUGACAAUGUCAGUGCCUACUGCCUGCAUAUUGCUGAGGAUGAUGGGGAGGUUGACACAGACUUCCCCCCACUGGAUUCCAACGAGCCCAUUCAUAAGUUCGGCUUCAGUACCUUGGCCCUGGUUGAAAAGUAUUCAUCUCCUGGUCUGACAUCCAAAGAGUCACUCUUUGUUCGAAUAAAUGCUGCUCAUGGAUUCUCCCUUAUUCAGGUGGACAACACAAAGGUCACCAUGAAAGAAAUCUUGCUUAAGGCAGUGAAGCGAAGAAAAGGAUCCCAGAAAAUUUCAGGCCCUCAGUACCGCCUGGAGAAGCAGAGCGAGCCCAAUGUCGCCGUGGACCUGGAGAGCACUUUGGAGAGCCAGAGCGCAUGGGAGUUCUGCUUGGUCCGAGAGAACAGUUCAAGGGCAGACGGAGUUUUUGAGGAGGAUUCACAGAUUGACAUAGCUACAGUACAGGAUAUGCUUAGCAGCCACCAUUACAAGUCAUUCAAAGUCAGCAUGAUCCACAGACUACGAUUCACAACUGAUGUCCAGUUAGGUAUCUCUGGAGACAAAGUAGAGAUAGACCCUGUUACGAAUCAGAAAGCCAGCACUAAGUUUUGGAUUAAGCAGAAACCCAUCUCAAUCGAUUCUGACCUGCUCUGUGCCUGUGACCUUGCUGAAGAAAAAAGCCCCAAUCGAGGGAAGCUGGGAGAUUUCCUGUGGCAGCUGAAGACUAGAUUUAGAUAUCCAUCAAGCCGGAAGUGUCAACACCCUCCAGAUUAUUGGCAGCUGCAUGACCUACCAGCUCAUAAUUAAACUCCUGCCUGGUCCUGCAGAAGAGAUCGCUGCUGGGUUGGCACUCCUCUGCUUAAAUUAUCAAAGUAGAUACAGCCUGGUUGUAUAUUUUGGCAUAUUAUAUUUUUGCAGUUAAGUAAUUGAGUGUAGCAUUUAGAUUAAUCAUCUUUAAGACUUCAGUCCCAUCGAGAGGCAGAAAGGACACAGAUCACACUGAAAUCCCUUCAUGGAAGAAAAAAGUUUCAACUAUACAAGAAUUUGUUAGUUGCCUGGGGAAGGCUGCAAGACAGCGGUUGUCAGAGUCUGGUACAUAUUAGCAUUGCCUGUGGAGCCUAUUUAAAAUGCAGUUCUCCAGGGGCGCCUGGGUGGCUCAGUUGGUUAAGCGACUGCCUUCGGCUCAGGUCAUGAUCCUGGAAUCCCGGGAUCGAGUCCCACAUCAGGCUCCCUGCUCAACGGGGAGUCUGCUUCUCCCUCUGACCCUCCUCCCUCUCCUGCUCUCUGUCUCUCAUUCUCUCUCUCUCAAAUAAAUAAAUAAAAUCUUAUAAAUAAAUAAAUAAAUAAAUAAAUAAAUAAAUAAAUAAAUAAAUAAAUAAAAUGCACUUCUCCAGGGCCCAUCCCCAGUGGGUUCUUUCUUUUUUUUUUUUUUUAAGAUUUAUUUAUUUUAUUAGAGAGAGCGCAUGUGCACAAGUAGGGGGAGGGGCAGAGGGAGAGAAUCUUCAAGCAGACUCCCUGCUGAGUGGGGAGCCUGACACAGGGCUCUAUCUCACGACUCAUGAGAUCAUGAGAUCAUGACCUGAGCCGAAACCAAGAGUCAGACGCUUACCCGACUAAACCACCCAGACGCCCCUCCCCAGUGGGUUCUGAUUCAUUAACUUGGAGGAUGAUGUGAGCUUCUAAUUUUUGUUAAUCCCCUUUAUUCCCGUGCCCAAUGAAUUAGGGAACAAAUGUUAUAAGGAAUGACAUACUCAAAAGGAACAAUAAGAAAUAUAAAGGCCAGCAAGUGUUUAUAAUAUGGUUCAAGUUUUUGAGAUAAUACUGACUAAACAGGGACCUAAAGAGCACAGAGCCCCCUGAAGGGAUCCUAUGGACAGGGCACCUGCCACAUUGCCUCAUUUAUGGGUGGGUGUUUGUUUUGUCAAAUCCAGCUGUGCUAGGCUACAUAGUCUCCUCCUCUCAACCCAUUAGUCUCCAGCUUGGCAAGAAGGGAGAACUUAGUGGUACAGGGGGAAAGGAGGCAGUCCGUGCCCACCCCCUCCCCCCUUCCUGCCAUUCCUGUCAUCCCAGUCAGGAGAUUCCUCAAGAAUGCUGCCAGAAAGGGCUAGUGAGAAAAUUGCUUACUGUUGUGGGGCCCUUGCCUCUGCCUCUAGAUAAACAUCUUCUUCCUAAUUCCUCUCACUCCAGCUUAUCAGCCAAUAAAGAUGUCAUUGUUCUAGCAUCUUUCUUCCCAAGAAUUCAGGAUGCUUUGAAAAGUAACAUUUUGUAAAUUCUCCAUGUCUCUGAGAAAUGAAAGGCAAUCACUUACAUGUUGCAUAGAGGGAUAAGCUGGAAUAGAAAGGUUAGGGAAAGAACUAGAAACAGGAUUCAGAUUUCCUUUACACUCAUACAAAGACACUCACUUGCCAAGGAAGGCUGUGUGUGAUUCAGGCACUGAAAGGUGAGGGGUGUAACACACCCCAUCUAAGGGAAGGAAGAAAAGAUGCACAGCCACCACCUCCCAGUUGCCUCUUCCCAUCAGGCAGUCAGGAAGGAAGUAUUACGCAUCUCUGAGAGUGAUGCCAAGUUCCAAGCCUUGGGGAUACAGAGCAGAUGUGGGGCCCACCAUUUCAAUAUCGGCAAUCGAGCAAGAGAGUUUUUUCUCUUAUUUUCAGACCUACUGGGUGGUUCUGUGUAAAAACUGCACAUAUGGGUCUUAAAGAGGUUUCGUUCUCUCUCACUCUCACUCCAGAGAUCUAGAAUUUGUGACUUCCCUGAACAAAGAAGCACACUGCUCCAGUCAGACAUUUCCCAAGUCCCUGUGCCCCUAUCACAGUGCUUUCCAAAACCAUGUUCCUCAAAUCUCUAGGUUCUCGGGGGACCUCAGGGGCCUGGGGGUGGGGGAAGGGACAGGUUUGGGCAUAAGGCCUCCCCAGUAGAGCGCUACUUUUUUCUACUUGGGGAUUCUACAUUUUAAAAGUCAACCAAUUAAAAAGGAUUUUGCUGCUUUAAAAAAAAAAAAAAGUUUGCAAGUUACAGGCUCACAAAAUAGAAUCCAGACUCCUCAGCCUAGGAGUCUUUACAGACAUUGACCACUCCAGGCUCAUAACCCCUAAUUUCCCAUCCUGAAUUUGGGCUACAGUCACUGUGAACUGUUUGCACACAAACACACCUUGAAUUCUGUGCAGCUGCUGUUCCCACUGCCUGGAAUAUACCUCCCCGCAGACGCUCCCUCUAGCUGACAGGGGCCUCCAGUUCCUCAUGCUUGGCUCCCUCAUUUUUCAAGGUCCAGUUCCAGUGUCAGGCUCUCUCUGUACCUUUGUCCCCAGGAGUUUGCCCACAUCUCUGGUACAGCACCUCUCAAACUGUGCUGUAGUUACUGACUUGAAGUCUGCCCCUCUCUCCCACCCCCCCUCUCUAUCCUCAACUGACUGAUCCAGGAAGUGGUUUCUGUAUCCUCAUCCCUAGCGCUGUGCCUGCAGAAUUAUCCUCAGUGAAUGUUUGCUGUCUUCAAACUGAACUGAAUGAGGCCAGAAUUUAGAAACCAAAAAUUUUUCAGCAUAAUUUAUGUUGUAAAGUGCCCAAAGAUGUAUUAACUGAAUCGGCUUGAUGCUGUGUUAUUUUUUUUUUAUGAUUUCCAGUAUUUUCAUCAAAUUAAUUCAGUGAUUUAAUCUAAAAAGUUCAUCUUCAAGACCAUCAUCAGACCACAGAAUUAAUCUAUGGGGCUGCUGCUUCUUCUUCUUCUUCUUUUUUUAAAGGAUUAAUGGUAACCCUUUUUAUCUUUUGUGUCUGUUGAACCUUAGAAAAAAGUUAUUUUAACAGCACUAAAGAAAUGAAAGUCACUAUAUUUCAUAAGUUUAGCCUGUGAUUUUUAUCAGCAUAGUGAUGUAUGUUUGUAGCUGAGUUACAUCAAAAAUUAUUCUUGGGGCCUUCUUGAAUGAAUUAUGGCAAGGAGAGAGAGUCUAGAAGUAGAUAAGGUUUUUGAUUUCUGCAAUAUAUUUCCUUUUUCAUGUUUUUAUCUCUCGUAACACAAGUGUCUUGCCGAAGACUGGAACGUGUGACCAACUGGAAUAAUUUAGUUGUGAAAACAGCAGACGUGUUAUUAAACAGCCUUCUUCACAAAAAGGCAUUAAGUGUUGGAAGGAUAAUGAAGUUGUCCCGGUCUGUCUUGAGACAUGUUUGUCAGAAUUUUGAACAGAAAAGAAACGGUUUUUAAAACCUUCGAAUAUGGCCAGUUUGCAAUGUUUAUUGAAAAAGCCUCUGUCAAACCAUUAAUUUGGUCGUCAUAAGGAACACAGCUCAAGUUUAAUUGAUGCCAUAUCCAAAAAGUAUGUGAAUAGCAGACUUGGCAAAGGGACUGAGCAAUAGAACGCCUGCAGUGAGACACAUAAUUACACAUACCAUGGAUCAAAAAGACCCAGACUCUGCAGCCAGGCUCCAUAAAUAGCCGUUCUAUGGCUCUCUUUCCUUCCCCUAACUUCUCCCUCUUAGGCUGCGUUCUCAGAGGGAAGAUUUAUUGCUCUGUCCAUGUGAGUGUUUAAGGACCUGGAACUUAAUGACUAAAUAGAUACAUGCCUUAGAAGAAAUUUGUACAUAUAAAUAUGGACUCCUACCAGAGUUAGAGGAGAAAAAUCUGUGUAUCAAAAGCCCUGAGAAAUUAAGAAUAAAUUCUGCCUUUCUAGAUUGGGGGGGGGGAAAAAGGCUGCAUGCUGCCAUUAUUACUCAAAUCAGUGAUUUCGCAGUCUGGUUUUGCUACUCCUUACGAUAGCUUUUGCUAUUUUGAAGAAUGUCACAAACCUCUAAAAGAUGAAUUCAUUUUAAUUUAUUUUAAUUGAGCAAAUAUAUGUACAGCACAUAGGAGGGGAGAACGUUCCCAUAUCAGAAACUACCAUGGCAUCCUCCAUCCUUAUACAGGUCUAAACCUAGGCUUUGGAUGUAGCAGGCUCUCUUUUUAAAGUGCUAACCUCAAAUUCCAGCACUGAAACAAAAGCAGGGGACCUUCCUUUUAAACUAACACCCUUCAAAGACUCUCAGGCUGGAUUUAAAUAAAGUACCAGGCUCAACCAUGCCAGGUCUGGUUUUAUCAUAAGAAGAUUGUGCAGGUUUCAAGUCUUUAAAGGAAGCAGCCUAUCAUUAAGAAAUCAGAUUUAAACCUUAAUAAAGUAGCUGUCCUCUUUAUAGCUGAAAAGAGCUCUGUAUCUCAAUUAAGUAUAGAUAAUAGAAAAUCUUAAGGAAGCAACAUAAUAGAGGUAACCUGAUUAUGUGCUCUUGCAAUAGUAUAAUUUAAAGGAAAUCUGAUUCUGUUGAUGCUGGUGGGGGAUUGCUUGUUUGGUUGUUUUUGUUUUGUUUGUUUUGUUUUGUUUUUGUCCAGAACAGUGUUUGGAUACAGGAUAGGAACUCUUUGGGAUUAUGAGUUAACCACAACUGCAAGAGACUGUCAGGCCCUCGUGAAUAGAACCUGCUACAUAUUUGAGAUGAGAUUCAGUUAAGGUUAUGAGUUAAAUUAGCUGGGCUUAUUGGUGACCUCCCACUUAAAUGAAUCUUUCUUUUCAUAAGUACUUGACAAGAUCUGUAAAGUAGUGUAUUUAAUUUACUAAUUAAAUUAAAGCUACUGAAUAAUGAUUUGUCCACAUUGAUUUAGCUUAAAUAGAAAAGAUCAGCAUUGUUGUGAUCUUCAGCAACCUUAAUGGCCAAGCCAGUUAGACACAAAGGCCUCUUGUGUUUUAUAGGUCAGAAGUACAUAGGUAAGCCCAGGCUGUAAUUGAAUUGCCUAUACUGCACCCUGCAGUUGCAGGUUUCCUUUGCCUUCUCGUUCCAUUGUUGCACUGGGCUUAAGAGAAUGUUAACGCGGUAAUAGGCACUGGGCCUUCCCCAUUAUACGUCUUGCUAUCGAGCGGUUCUGCAUGACUAGUUAAAGAAGAUGGCAAGAAGAUUAAUGAAAGCAAGGCUAAUACAGAAGGGGGUACUUUUGCAAGACUUCUACAGAGGAGAUAUUAGAGCUGAACCAGAGCUUGGCUUUUUCUUUAUCCUGUGACCUUUGAACCUGCCUUACUGUUGAGAGCUGCCAGGGAAGUCGACAUUUUGAUUGAUGUCGGUACACGAGUCAGUCUUUCCCAUUGAAUUCCACAUCUGCACGAAAAUAGCUUUUCCAGCAGAAUUCAUACUGGCCAGAAGUGAUAGCCACGUUGAUGGCUGAAAUGCUUUUAUGUAGUUUUCAUUUAAACCUAAAGGUAUUUGAUGGUUUAAUUCACUAUCCAGUUUUCAUAGAUUAUAAGCAUUCACUUAUAUGUCCUUAAUGGGUUCAUCAACUCAUAGUGAAAGACCAGCUUUAAGAGUGUUCUUUGCAAAAGAGCUUCAAGCAGGUUUUAUGGAGGAGUAAAAGCAGUCAUCAAACAAAACCUUCACCAUCCUUAAAAAAGAAAAAUCAGUCUGAGGGCCCAGGCAAACUGACUUUGAGGUUUUUGUAUAUAAAGCAAAGUGUCUCACUGUUUCUGGAAAGCUACAGAUAGGGAAGUCUGAAAUCUUCUUGUGUGUAUCCCACCUCAGCCCCAGCUCAGAGGCUCUCUUGAUCCACCCAGAUGCUGAGUUCCCUGACCUUGUCCUUGGGACACUAGCAUUCCAUCUGAAAGGGAUUGUUAUGGUCUACUUGUAAGACAGCCCCGGGCAGAUAUGAACCUCUUCCUGUGUUCCUACUAAUUCUGUUACCUUCCUUGUGGAGCUGCAGGCCAUUAGUGUGUGUGUGUGUGUGUGUGUGUGUCUUUGAACGUGCCUUUGUGUGCAUCCCCCACCCUCUGUCCCAACAAAGAAGAGUAGGGAGAGUGGCAGAAGGACUCAGGUUUUGUUACUAAAAUUGACUUGGGCACACCCCAAUCCAUAUUUGAGUCCUCUGAUCACCUGAUUUCUUUUUUUCCUAUUUGAUGGGGGUAGUAGUUCUAGCAGAGAACACGUGCGCACACACUGAUGUGACAGGCAUUCCAGUUCCUAAAAGAGGAGAUACCCAAGAUUUUGUCAUAUUCUUUAGUAGAUGUUCGUGAGAAUAAAAGAGAAAUGAGGAUGACGUUAGCCACCCCUGGAUGAAAGAGCUACAGCCCCUGGGUGAUGGGUGGAUGGCCACAACCAUACCAUGUACUGUAGGCCCCAGUAAGUAAGGCACGGGCAUUUAUACUCACCUGGGCCUGUAACCAGGAAGACCACAGCCCAUCCUUAGGCUCGGAUGAUUCCCAGGAGGUCCAGGUACUCCAAACAUCAGGUGGCAGGUACUCCAAACAUCAGGUGGACAAGCUAUGUAGUGCUUUUAUUCUCUGACAAGGACUUACUUCAUAAGUUCCAGAUCAAAUACGGUAAGUACUGCUAGGUUACAGAACACAAUGGACUCUAACAUAUUAAAUGCCCCAGUUAUUGAAUUGCCUUUUCAUAAGAGUACUCUGGAGCACAAUCAGGAGCAGGCAGUGCCUCAUCCUUUUAACAGAUAUGUUUCCUAGCCCUAUUAAAAGGGGUCUUCAUCUAUCCUGUCAAAGGGAGUCUGCUGGGGUUUUUUAGUUUAAUUACACUAUCCAAUUAAAACUCCUUGCUGCAUUUGGAUGCGCCUCUCCUUGGGCCUGAGUGGAUAUGACAUUUACAAGGCUCGCCUUUCAAGCAGACAAUAGUGUGAUUGAUGAGGUGCACGUUCAGUGGAGGAGGCGAGUGCCUGUGGAAGUGCUGCUUAGUGCAUUUUGAUUUAUUUAUCAUCUCCUUCCAAAACAAGGGAGCUGCCGGGGAGAUGGGUUUGGGCAACCAGGGGGGACCACCUCAAUUUUUCCAAGUGUGUGGGAGGGAAAGACCUGGAGUGUGCCACAGAAUAAAGGUGGGGGAAAACUCUAAGCUUGGGGCCAGCAUGCAUCAUCUACUGCCAGGCUGUAUUCUUAGGUUCUCUGACCCAGUUUGGUUUCCAGUAACCUCAAGCUGUGAUCUGCUGUUAAAUAGGCCAUCACUGUAUUUCAGGGAACAGUUCUCUGGGGCUGGAUAACAUUGGCCAGGCCCCUGAGAACUCAGCCGGUGGGAACCAACCCAGCACGUGUGCCGCUGACCUGGUCAUUAUUAACUGACACCUGAUGUUUGCACUAGGCAUGCCUAUUUAUGCCCCCGGCUACGUCCUUUAGAAAUCCAGCAGCUUCUGUCCAGGAGCUAAAGUCAGUGCUCAGUGACUCUCUAACUGCCUAGGCACCUGAAGCAUUUAAAAGUUGCUUCUAGAAUUUGGAAUUAGCCAAAAGCAAGUGUGGCUGUUCAACAAAGAGAUAUGGAGGUACAGUGGAGAACUUCUCAAGAUUGUAGUGAAAAGGCAAACCCAACACCUUGUUCUUAACCUACUAUUGCUGUUUGCCCUCAGCAUAUGAUAGAUGGGACCAAUGUGCUUGUCUCUGUAGUUCGAGGAAAAGAGGUGUUUCAGUACAGUGUGUGGUCUUGGGAAGGUCAACACUCUGAAUUUAGGAGGCAGGAGAUUCUACUCUGAGCCCCAGACAGAUAAGAACAACACAUCGGCCAUAUUCAUUAUCACAUACUACAGUUGCUCAUAGGAGUUGUUGGGGGGCAUGUUUGCUAACUACAUAACAUGUAAGAAUGUCUGUGUUCCUGAGGAAAAUUGUCUGGUGCUGAGAUUCUCAGUGGGUUUUCAUUAUCUUCUCUGUAGACCUUCUUCGUUUUUCCCUAGGACUUACUAAUGAACAAAGAAUAUGUUUAUGUCAGUUGGAAUGUUGAUAUUUGUUAGAGUAGAAAACAUUUUGGGGUAUCAACUUUUUUU